This is a messenger RNA of Acanthochromis polyacanthus (spiny chromis), 604 nucleotides long. It is a transcript of the gene nupr1b, whose product is annotated as nuclear protein 1b. Bases 118 to 342 code for a protein of 74 amino acids. Gene Ontology annotation, cellular component: nucleus. The transcript is spliced from 3 exons. Lineage: Eukaryota; Metazoa; Chordata; Actinopteri; Pomacentridae. The record is from RefSeq and is a predicted model, not a curated record. Gene Ontology annotation, biological process: regulation of transcription by RNA polymerase II; negative regulation of cell population proliferation; negative regulation of cell cycle.
GGAAACAGAAAAACACCAAAACAAAACUUGCAAACGCAUAAACACACCUGAGGGAAACAUCUGAGACUCACCAGGACACCUGGCACCGUUCAGACUCUGUUUUCUGGGGAAACAAACAUGAGCCACGUCGACGUGAAGAACAUGAAGCCCACCAGCUUCGAGGACGAAUAUUACGAUGAAUAUGAAUAUUACAACCUGACAGACAAAUACACAGAGGGUUCGGCCCGGAAAGGCAGAACCAAGAAGGAGGCCAGCGAGAACACCAACAGACCGAACCCCGGAGGACACGAGCGAAAGAUCGUGGAGAAACUGCAGAACAGCGAGAAGAAAGCCAAGGAGUGAACCUUGAGGGCAUCUCGGACGGAUCAUCCGGACUUCGACCUCGGCCUCCUUUGGCGACAGAUCGAGGAGUGACUUUGAGCUCCGACGGCGAGUUUGAACCCGACGAGGCCCGAACAUCCAGCUGCUGCAGCGUCGCCUCGGUGAUGAGAAGCCUCACCUGUAUGGAGAUCACCUGUCCGACCAGGACGGUGCACUGAGACUGAGCUGGAAGCAGCUCCUGUGGUUUAACAUGGAUUCUUACUAAUAAAAUGCUUUUAAAUGA